AUGAACUUUGCUCAAAGCCCUGAAAGGCUUCUGGGCCACCAGAAGAGGCUCAGGGCUACGCGGUUUGUCACAGCAAAAGCCUUUCGGCCGUUUGGCGAGGCCUCACCUCAUCGUGCGGGGUCCGCACCCAGCGGCCAUUCCUCUCAGCGGACCCUGGUUGUAAGGAUGGUUCCCAAAGAAGGCCUGGUGCUGGUGGGGAAAGCAGAAGAGCGCGUGUUUCCACCUUCUGCUGAAGCAAGUAGCUGCGGCUUCGGUUACGCUGAGGAGACGAGCCUCUUCGGGAGAGAAAUGAGCCUCUUCAGGCGCUUUGAUUACCGUCCAAAAACUGAUCCUUACUGCCAAGCUCGUUACACCUUCUGUCCCACUGGCUCUGACAUUCCAGUUAUGAAAGAAGAGGAUGUCAUUGAAGUGUAUCGAUUACAGACUCCAGUAUGGGAAUUCAAAUAUGGGGACCUACUAGGACAUUUGAAAAUUAUGCAUGAUGCUGUGGGUUUCAAGAGUUCUCUGACAGGCAAAAACUACACAAUGGAGUGGUAUGAGCUCUUUCAGCUUGGGAACUGCACAUUUCCACAUCUCCGACCUGGCAUGGAUGCACCAUUCUGGUGUAACCAGGGAGCUGCCUGCUUUUAUGAAGGAAUAGAUGACGCACACUGGAAGGAAAAUGGAACUUUAGUUCUCGUGACCACAAUAUCAGGAACUAUGUUUAAUGAAAUGGCAAAAUGGGUAAAAUACGACAAUGAGACUGGCAUUUACUAUGAGACCUGGACAGUUCAAGCAAGUCCCGACAAACAAUCAGUAGUGUGGUUUGACUCUUACGAAUGCUCUAAAUUUAUACUGAGAACAUACCAGAAGCUAGCUGACUUAGGGGCUGUAUUUAGGAAGAUACAAACAAACUAUACCAGCAUAAUUUUAUUCAGUGGAGAACCGAUUUAUUUGGGAAAUGAAACAUCUAUUUUUGGACCGCGAGGAAACAAGACAUUGGCAGCAGCUAUAAGAGACUUCUACUAUCCCUUCAAACCUCAUCGGACAGUUGGAGAGUUUUUUGUGGAUCUUUUUAAAAUAAUUGAUCGUGUCAUCUUGAAUGGUCAGUUUUACCUCUUCUAUAACUUGGAAUACUGGUUUUUACCUAUGAAGUUCCCUUAUCUCAAAAUAAUUUAUGAAGAGGUCCCUUUACCUACUGGAAGCAAAAUGUCCUUCGGGGUAUAACUGCUUACUGAAGAACUGAACUUGCCCUUAUGCCAGAAUAUCCUUAA
This is a messenger RNA of Charadrius vociferus (killdeer), 1253 nucleotides long. It is a transcript of the gene CLN5, whose product is annotated as ceroid-lipofuscinosis, neuronal 5. Gene Ontology annotation, biological process: lysosome organization. Bases 1 to 1206 code for a protein of 401 amino acids. The transcript has 5 exons. Lineage: Eukaryota; Metazoa; Chordata; Aves; Charadriiformes; Charadriidae. The record is from RefSeq and is a predicted model, not a curated record. Gene Ontology annotation, molecular function: hydrolase activity, acting on glycosyl bonds. Gene Ontology annotation, cellular component: lysosome; lysosomal membrane.